UGUAACGCAAAUAGUUAAGUAUAAAUAUACAAAAUUCAAAUAAAAUGUAAGAUUUUAAAUUGAUAAUAUUUAAAUUAUUAAAUAAAAAAUUGUUUAAGUCAAAUCAUCAAUGGACGAUUGUCAAAAUCCAGAAGGACAUGAAGACGAAGUCUCUGACCAUAAUAACAAUGCUGAAAAUGAUAAAGAUGGUGUAGAAAAUCCAGGAGUGUAUUUAAUUGAAGUAACACGAGAAACAAUUGGAAUAUAUGAUGAUGAAGUCCCCUUAUCCGAGCAAGCUUCUGCACCCAAAAACAAUCUUGCAGGAGAAAUAUCUGAUGAUGGUGUCCCUUUAUCCUUGCAAAGAACUCCUGCAAUCAAAAAAAGACACCUGGUGGAAAUGUCUGAUGACAAAGUUCCUUUAUCCCUGGCAUCCAAAAACAAACCCAUAUCCCAAACGUCUGAUGACCAUAAUAACAAUGCUGACAAUGAUAAAGAUGGUCCAGAAAGUCCAGGGGUGUAUUUAAUUGAAGUAGAGCUAGAAACAAUUGUAAUAUCUGAUGAUGAAGAACCCUUAUCCGAGCAAGCUUCUACACCCAAAAACAAUCUUGCAGGAGAAAUAUCUGAUAAUGGUGUCCCUUUAUCCUUGCAAAGAACUCCUGCAUCCAAAAAAAGACACAUGGUGGAAAUGUCUGAUGACAAAAUUCCUUUAUCCCUGGCAUCCAAAAACAAUCCCAUAUCCCGAAUGUCUGAUGACCAUAAUAACAAUGCUGAAAAUGAUAAAGAUGGUCCAGAAAGUCCAGGGGUUUAUUCAAUUGAAGUAAAACGAGAAACAAUUGAAAUAGCAGAUGAUGCAGUCCCCUUAUCCAAGCAAGCUUCUGCACCCAAAAACAAUCUUGCAGGGAAAAUAUCUGAUGAUGUUGUCCCUUUAUCCUUGCGAAGAACUCCUGCAUCCAAAAAAAGGCACCUGGUGGAAAUGUCUGAUGACAAAGUUCCUUUAUCUCUGGCAUCCAAAAACAGUCCCAUAUCCCAAAUGUCUGAUGACCAUAAUAACAAUGCUGAAAAUGAUAAAGAUGGUCCAGAAAGUCCAGGGGUGUAUUCAAUUGAAGUAAAACGAGAAACAAUUGAAAUAGCAGAUGAUGCAGUCCCCUUAUCCAAGCAAGCUUCUGCACCCAAAAACAAUCUUGCAGGGAAAAUAUCUGAUGAUGUUGUCCCUUUAUCCUUGCGAAGAACUCCUGCAUCCAAAAAAAGGCACCUGGUGGAAAUGUCUGAUGACAAAGUUCCUUUAUCUCUGGCAUCCAAAAACAGUCCCAUAUCCCAAAUGUCUGAUGACCAUAAUAACAAUGCUGAAAAUGAUAAAGAUGGUCCAGAAAGUCCAGGGGUGUAUUCAAUUGAAGUAAAACGAGAAACAAUUGAAAUAGCAGAUGAUGCAGUCCCCUUAUCCAAGCAAGCUUCUGCACCCAAAAACAAUCUUGCAGGGAAAAUAUCUGAUGAUUUAUCCUUGCGAAGAACUCCUGCAUCCAAAAAAAGGCACCUGGUGGAAAUGUCUGAUGACAAAGUUCCUUUAUCUCUGGCAUCCAAAAACAAUCCCAUAUCCCAAAUGUCUGAUGACCAUAAUAACAAUGCUGAAAAUGAUAAAGAUGGUCCAGAAAGUCCAGGGAUGUAUUCAAUUGAAGUAAAACGAGAAACAAUUGAAAUAUCUGGUGAUGAAGUCCACUUAUCCGAGCAAGCUUCUGCACCCAAAAAGAAUCUUGCAGGAGAAAUAUCUGAUGAUGGUGUCCCUUUAUCCUCGCAAAGAACUCCUGCAUCCAAAAAAAACACCUGGUGGAAAUGUCUGAUGACAAAGUUCCUUUAUCCCUGGCAUCAAAAAACAAACCCAUAUCCCAAACGUCUGAUGACCAUAAUAACAAUGCUGAAAAUGAUAAAGAUGGUCCAGAAAGUCCAGGGGUGUAUUUAAUUGAAGUAGAGCUAGAAACAAUUGUAAUAUCUGAUGAUGAAGAACCCUUAUCCGAGCAAGCUUCUGCACCUAAAAACAAUCUUGCGAGGAAAAUAUCUGAUGAUGUUGUCCCUUUAUCCUUGCGAAGAGCUCCUG
Ctenocephalides felis (cat flea) is the source of this 2068-nucleotide messenger RNA. RefSeq lists its product as uncharacterized. The record is from RefSeq and is a predicted model, not a curated record. NCBI's taxonomy places the organism in Eukaryota, Metazoa, Arthropoda, Insecta, Siphonaptera, Pulicidae. The transcript has 2 exons. Bases 110 to 1933 code for a protein of 607 amino acids.